AUGAUACAAGGUGCCUGUGGUAUAGCCUACUACGCGAUAGAAGGCCCAGUCCUUAUGGUUAAGAUGCUUAAGCAGGAGACCAACAACUGGCGGGAUAACCAGGCAACAGUAGCAUACCCAUCCAGAGUUGAGGUUAGUCAAGCUAAGGCUUUUAAAACCAGAGGAAACCUCAACAAUUUCCAGGAAAAUUAUAAAUGGAUGGCGAUCAGAUGA
Messenger RNA from Danaus chrysippus (African queen), 213 nucleotides. NCBI's taxonomy places the organism in Eukaryota, Metazoa, Arthropoda, Insecta, Lepidoptera, Nymphalidae. The record is from the annotation of a GenBank genome assembly.